Messenger RNA from Syngnathus typhle (broad-nosed pipefish), 2226 nucleotides. It is a transcript of the gene fbxo7, whose product is annotated as F-box protein 7. Gene Ontology annotation, molecular function: protein kinase binding. Gene Ontology annotation, biological process: positive regulation of autophagy of mitochondrion; autophagy of mitochondrion. The coding region runs from base 92 to 1900 and encodes 602 amino acids. The record is from RefSeq and is a predicted model, not a curated record. Lineage: Eukaryota; Metazoa; Chordata; Actinopteri; Syngnathiformes; Syngnathidae. The transcript has 9 exons.
AACGAUUUCAAAGGAAGACAAGGCGGACGGACGGAUCAAGCGUCAUUAUACACGAUCAGUAUACUUUUGUCCGUAAUGACAGUCUUUAUAAAUGGAACUGUCAAGUGUGCUUUCGUUCUUGAAUGACAGGGGCGUGCAUAUGAUUGAAGUGCGUACCGUUGUGUGCCAACGGAGAGAGGACAUUUCCGCUCCCCUUUGUUUUAUAUUGAAAAGCGGAUGUUGUCGUCCUGAGUUGAUUGCGGAAAAUGAGAAGGCAGCCACACAUUUCUUCAGCCAGAGUACGCUAGCCAGGAUGAAGUUGCGAAUUCGCAUCUGCAAGCAAACCAGCAAAGUGGACUUGGUGGGUGGUCCCGAGUCCACUUUGAAGGAGCUCAUGGAGCACAUCCGUGACGUCCUGCUGCCCGGACACGGACUCGGCCCAGACGUGACCUUUGGCCUUUCUCUCAACGGCGCCGAGCUCCUCGCCGACACGGGUCAGAAGCUGUCGUCGUGCGGCGUCGUACCGGGUGAUCUCAUCCGCGUCCUGCUUCCCGCCGGCGCCGCAGCCAACAGCAACGACGACCCUCGCCCCGCGGCCGGCGCCUGGCGCCCCGCCGGGCCCGUCACCGUGGGGCCCGUGACCCCGACCGGCGCUCAAACUGCCGCCGCCCCCCGUAGGGUGGCCGCUUCUCCGGACCAGCGUGCCCGCCCGACGCCGGCGACUCUCAGCUGGGAGCCCAUGCUGUGCGGCGAGGCGGGCGAGGGUCAGGCGCCGCUGUCGCUGGAGCUGCUCUACCGCGCCGCGGCGGUCACCUGCCCCGCCGACGCCAUUGUAGUGGCUGCCCACCUCCUGAUGCUGGAGACGGGUUUCACGCCGCAGAGCGGCGAGGCGAAGCCCGGCGAAAUGCCGUCUGCAUGGCGUUCGUCCGGCGGCGCCUACAGACUUCAGUACACGCACACGCUGUGCGAAAGGGGCGCGGUCACGGUGGUGGCGGUGCCCAUGAACCCGGCGCUGGUCAUCGAAGCCAUUCUGCAGGUGGCCGACAGCGCCAGCAUGGCGGCCAAAGUCUGCGUGGAGCCCGCCGGCUACGUGACGGAGGCCUGGCAAGGAGCGAGUGCGGCGUCCGCCUUCACCGGUCUGAGUCGCCUGUCGCGAGUGUUCAAGGACCAGCUGGUCUACCCGCUGAUCGCCGCCACGCGCGAAGCUCUGUGUCUGCCGGUGGCGUUCGGCCUGGCCGCCCUUCCCCCCGAGUUGCUGCUGCUGGUGCUGCGUCUGCUGGACGUGACCUCGGUGGUGCGUCUGUCGGCCGUCUGUCGACAUCUGAACGCCGCCGCCUCGGACGCCGCCCUCUGGAGGCACCUGGUGCGGCGCGACUUCAGCGCUGUACAAGAGCUUCUACAAGUUCCGGCAGAAGCGAGGCGCGGUGGAGCGCCCGUGCUCGCUCCCCCCCUUCAUCCGCCGCCCCCUGUUCGGGCCGGUCCCCUUCGCCCCCCCGCGGGUCCCCGGCAUCAUCGGCGGGGCCUACGACCAGAGACCGCCGGCCCUGCCCCAUGGCGCGCGCUACGACCCCAUCGGCCCGCCGCUGCCGCAUGGCGAGCGCCGGCGGCGCGGCGACCCCCGGCCGCCCGACGUUCGCAGGGGCUUCAUCUGACCGGGGCCGGGCCGCUUCUGGAUGGGACGCAGCGGCGUGACGACCCCUCCAAGCCACCCCCCGUCCCCCACCCCCUUUUAGCCAGGAAGCAGUCGGCCCCGUCCGACAAGCGCUUGGCAUAUGGCCGCCGGGAGCGGCGGAGGUCGCCGGACAUCUCGGGAGGAACCGGAAAGGCAGAUCGGGCCUGCGCGUUUUUCCAUGGGCCGCAUAGGGAUGUCAUUAUUUCCCAAAAAGCUCGUUUUCUCCUCUUGUGCUUAGGUCAGGUGUAAAAGUAGGGCUUUGGUGCCAGGACAAACUGGUGGCCAAAGUAAUGCUUUGCUGCAAUUGCAGCGGCCGCCAAGACUCGGACGGCCCCUGACCUUUUCGUGGCUCCUCGUGCAAAAAGAGCACUGAACUAUUGAACAGUGGAAUGAACCGUCGACAGAGACGGUCGCGUGGUGGGGGGAGGGGUCAAGCACAAAAGUGACUCUUACUCGCAUCCUUGACGUGAGUUCUGUUUGAUGAAGAAUUUGGAGGAUUUGGCUUCCUGAGACGUGCGCUUGUUUUAAAUUGCCUAUUUUUGUGUGACUCGAUUAAAGGCCAUCAUUGUAACGUG